AUGGGAAGCGCCGCCGACGCUCGACCGGGUUUGAGCCUGACUAAGGCGAACUAGUGACCAACUCCGCCCACUGGGCGGGGGCCGUGUCUCGUCCUGGCACCGCCGGUUGAGUUUGUUUCUCCCUUCCAAUUCCAAUAAAUGAAUCUUAACCCACCGCUCCUGGCUGGCUCAGGCUCCUUGCUGGUAAAGGAGUUGUUUCCGUCAUCAACGGGGGCCGUCUUUCUCUUUCUUCGAUCCAUCCCCUACCGUUGCCCGGCCCUGUUUCGAACCAAGUCCCUUUCUCCGUCAUCGCUUACUUCUCGUAUCGCCGCCACUAGGAGCUAGCUGCGCUCUCUGUCGAUGACACCGGCAACCUGCUUGGAACCAUAGCCUUGCAUCCUUCUGUGAUUCUGGAAGCAGGCGGUUUUGAUUGCCUCGUGGCUACCAUGACCGUGUCGCGCCUUUCGAUGGCCAUGGCAACCGCCGUCGUCGCUGUGUUCGUCGGCGGCGUCUCCGCCGGCGACCUCGGUUCGACCUCAACCAUCCUCGCGACGCCAUCCCCUUCGCCAUCGCCAUCCGCACAGUCCAUCCCCUAUCCGCUGGCGGGUCCAGACCCCUCGGGGGAUGCAGACGACACCGGAGAGUGUAGGCUUCUGGGACCCUUUUCCCUCCUCGUCCAAGCCGCGCUCGGGGGGCUGGCACUCUUGUCUUUGGUCUACAAGCGUUGGAAGGAACGACCGCAGCGACCUCUGAAGAUCUGGGCCUUCGAUGUCUCGAAACAGGUCUUUGGGUCGGCAAUGCUCCAUCUCGCAAACUUACUCAUGUCCAUGUUUUCCGCCGGUCAGCUAGAAAUCACCAGCGACUACAAGCCGAAUCCCUGUUCUUUCUACUUGUUGAAUCUGGGCAUCGACACCACCCUCGGUAUUCCGAUUUUGAUCUUCAUCCUCCAUGUACUAAAUCGGUUGGCCUCGUAUACUCCACUUGCCAACCCCCCGGAGUCUAUCCAAUCGGGAAACUAUGGCCGCCCUCCCCGUGCAACUUGGUGGUUCAAGCAGUCCAUCAUAUAUUUCAUUGGACUGCUGGGAAUGAAAAUCUGUGUCUUUUUCCUCAUCCAGUUACUGCCGUUCAUCGUCAAAGUCGGCGACUGGGCCUUGCGAUGGACAGAGGGAAACGCGGCCGUGCAAAUUUUCUUCGUCAUGCUCCUCUUCCCCGUUUGCAUGAACGCGAUUCAGUAUUACAUCAUCGACACGUUCAUCAAGAAGCCAUCGCAUGAGCUGCUGGAGGAAGAGGACGACCAUGGGGACGAUUCAGACGAAGACCACGACCACCGCCACGCGCUUUUGUCAGGUCUCGAGGAUGAUGGAACGUUGGUGUCCGAAGAUGAUGCUGCGGAGCGAGGGCCCGCCAAAGGUCUGGACAGCCCGUCGCGAACGAAAGAAGCUCUAUCCAAUUUCGACGCUGCCGAUUACCCCCCAACGGUUCGAGGCGAAAGCAGCUCUGCCUCGACUGCUUCAACCGGUUCAAGCAGCAGCCAUGGCGAAUAUGAUCUGAUGUCAUCAUCUACGAAACUCACGGUACAGCAAAAGACCCCAUGACGAGGGAAGGAUUGAUGGUUAUGCUCUGCGGUGUUAUGUGUUGGAGUUGGAUUCCCGGCAACGAUUUGGUAUCUUUCUACGGAGCUAUUGUUUAGUUUUUGAGUAUUUUAUCUUGAUUUUCUACCCAUAUGCAUACAUAUAUUGGAUUUUGUUUUCGUUGUAUCCGUUGAAGCAGAACAGAUACGCCGUCAUAGAGUCUGUACAGAAUCCCAAGCCUCUUUUUCU
Messenger RNA from Aspergillus steynii IBT 23096, 1799 nucleotides. Its product is annotated as STIMATE family protein. The coding region runs from base 426 to 1574 and encodes 382 amino acids. The transcript is spliced from 2 exons. The record is from RefSeq and is a predicted model, not a curated record. NCBI's taxonomy places the organism in Eukaryota, Fungi, Ascomycota, Eurotiomycetes, Eurotiales, Aspergillaceae. Gene Ontology annotation, cellular component: membrane.